GGAAAAGCUAAAUUGGCAACACUGGUUGGUGGAGGAGGACGAAGCAAAGACCAAGAAAAUGCACAGAUCGCGAUCGGUGCAAAAGGGAAUGUGGAGAGGAAAUAUCAAAGCGUAAAAAUCGAAGGCGGCCGCCAGCAGCAUCCGCGACUACAAAAACAGCAACAACAAGAGCAGCGAGAACGGAGGAGGCAGCAACAACAGCAAAACAACAACAGAAUAUACAGCGCAGCGAGCACAGAAAUACACAUAAAAGAGAAAUCAAAAUAAAAAGGCAACUCUUUCGUUCUGGACCCUGCCAGUGAGAGUUGACGGAUGCGGAUGCGUUCGCAGUCAGCGGUGGAGCAGCAGACGACGAAGAGCACCAGGAAGUGGACAGAGGAACCAUAAUAGCAAUAUACCUUAACAGAAAUAUACCGCCUUAGCCUUAACGAAAAAAAAAAAGACAACGACGAGUCCACACCAAAUCAAAACCAAAACCAAUCAAAAGCCCAACUGCAAGUCCCAGCUCCCAGUCCCCAUCCCACGUAAGCUACAAAAAUGUCCUCGCCGAGUGCCGGAAAGCGUCGCAUGGACAACGAUGUGAUCAAGCUGAUUGAAUCGAAGCACGAGGUCACCAUCCUGGGCGGCCUUAACGAGUUCCAUGUCAAGUUCUUUGGACCCACAGAGACGCCGUACGAGGGCGGCGUGUGGAAGGUGCGCGUCUACCUGCCCGAUAACUAUCCCUUCAAAUCGCCCAGCAUUGGGUUUGUGAACAAGAUCUAUCAUCCGAAUAUUGACGAGUCAUCUGGGACCGUUUGUUUGGAUGUGAUUAAUCAGGCCUGGACUGCGCUGUACGAUCUAUCGAACAUCUUUGAAUCGUUCUUGCCCCAGCUGCUCACAUAUCCCAACCCGGUCGAUCCGCUCAAUCGGGAUGCGGCCGCUUUGUACCUGCACGAGCCGGAGGAGUAUCAUCGCAAGGUGGCGGACUAUGUGCAGCGUUAUGCCACCGAAGAUGCGUUGCGGGCAGCGCAGCAGGAGCGUGAGAGCAGUGACAGUGAGUCGAGUAUGUCCGAUUAUAGUGAGGAUGAGGCCAGGGAUAUGGAGUUAUAAUAUCGGUUGGAAUGCCAGCAGCAGCCAACAAAGGAUCUACCGCUAACACUAACACUGACAACAGCCUAAUAUAUAUACAAAGGAAAAGGAUAAAUCCCUCUCACUUUCAGAAAACAAGCUACAAUAUAUAUAUAUAUAUAUAUAUAUAUAUAUAUAUAUAUAUAUAUAGAUAUUUAUAUAUAUAUAUAUAAAUAGCAUAUAUAUAUAUAUAUAUAUCGAUUUAAUUGAUAAAUGAUUUGGAUUUUAAGCUAGAAAGUGAUUCGAUGAUGUAGCGUGCACACACGCACAUGCAUACAUAUAAAUAUAUAUAUAUAUAAAUAUAAUAUAUAUAUAUAAAUAUAUAGAUACACUAUAUAUACACACAAUGCAUAUAUAUAUGUACGUAUAUACACAUACUAUAUGUAUGCAUUUACCUAAAUGUAAGCGGAACGUAAAACGGAAAACAAGAUUUGAAAACUCUUAGUUUUAGCCAUCAGUAGCUGUUAACAAGGAUAACAAAUGAUAAAAAACAAAAGCUAAGAUUGGAGCAAGGUUGGAAGAAUUGUAACAGAGCAAAGCAAGGAACUUACAGAAACGAAGUGGAAACAAACAAACAAUUUAAGAUGGAAACAUGGUUAUAGUAAGUGCACAGACACACAGACACAUGCAAUAUAAAGAAUAAUGAAUAAGGAAUAAUGUAUAAUGAAUAAGACGAUGUGCUUUUGGCUUUGUUCAGACCUCGUUCCAUCGUUCAAUAGGAGUUCUAAAGAGUUUUAAGGAUCAAAAAGUACCAGAACACACAACCAAUAACAACAAUCCAAAAUCCAGUUGCAUCCACUGAAGGAUCUAGACAAAGUUCGCUUUGCCUUAACCCUCGAUAGCCGCUUUCCAAAAUAAUCUAUGAACAAUAAGUGACUUUUUGGGGCCAAGAGGGUUAAGAUUAUAAUUAUGUUCGCUUCGUAGAAUAUUUCAAUUUAAAUGUUACGUCUCGUCUCUCUUUCUCUCUCUCUCUGUUUCAAUCUCUGUGUGUUCACUUGUAAUAUUAUUCAAAAUUUGUAACUGUUUAAACUAAGGAGAAAAACAUCCCCCCAAAAACCAUUUGACUAAGCAGCCUUGGCCCUGCGAAAAUGAUUUAAGAUAUAACCAAGACAAAUCUUAGAGAAAGGAAGCCGUGGAACAGAAUAAACGUUGCAGUUCAUUUUCUUGUUAAUUAAUAUUAUAUUGUACGGUUAUUAUGUAAUGUUUUAAAAUAGGAUUUCGAAUUGAACGUGUAAUUAAAUGCAAUAACUCGUAUGUCCUAACUUAUGUCACACCGUGUUUAAGCCAAAAUUAACACUUGUUUAUUUUAAUAUAUAUAUAUAUUUUUUUUAAUUUUAUUUUAAUAAUAAUUAUAAUUAUUAGCCCGAAAAUCCCAAUCCAAAUUGUUAAACGAAACCGAUCUGAAUCUGGAACUGGGUUAGUACGCUGCGGGUUUAAACUUAACUGAAGAAAUCAAAUCAAAGUGCAGACAUAUAUAGACAUUACUGUACUGUGUACUAAAAAAAAAGAAAAGAAAAACA
Messenger RNA from Drosophila kikkawai, 2627 nucleotides. RefSeq names its product ubiquitin conjugating enzyme E2H (gene UbcE2H). Gene Ontology annotation, cellular component: nucleus. NCBI's taxonomy places the organism in Eukaryota, Metazoa, Arthropoda, Insecta, Diptera, Drosophilidae. The record is from RefSeq and is a predicted model, not a curated record. Gene Ontology annotation, biological process: protein polyubiquitination; ubiquitin-dependent protein catabolic process. Gene Ontology annotation, molecular function: ubiquitin conjugating enzyme activity.